ACAACUAGUCGCUCGCCCUCCGCCACCUCUCCCACUCACUACGACUACGGCUUCAUCGCUCCCUCCUCUUCUCUUCCUCUGUAGGCCUCUCAACAGGUCCCCACUCCUCACUCGAACGGAUCCCAUCAAAUCUUUUUCCAGGAGGCCCUCGCCUCGCCGCUUCCCAUCUUCCGGCCGAGAGGCAGUCUGUCUGGGACUAAUCUGAACUGUCAAAUGUUCGUAGAGGAGGUCAAGAAGCCAAUAGAAAGCUUGAUCAGCCGCUCCCACUUAAGAUGACAGUAAUGAGUGGAGGGUCGUGGAAGAUUGCUAACUGGAAGGGCUUGUCGUUUGUACACAUGGAAGCUUGCGGCAAUCAUAACAACCAUCCAAAAUGCACCAUUAUGCUAUGGAUGCUAGCGAUAGUCAAUCUCUGGAUAAUGUGCAGCAGCAGUACCCAAAAGCAAGUUCUCCUGCCUGGUUUCCAUGGCUCGGAAAUGGAUUACAUUGAUAACAAUGGGAUCUUUCUUCUCUCCAAUGGCUCCACCUUUGGCUUUGGUUUUGUGACCAGCAUUGUGUCAGACAGCACAUCCUACCUGCUUGCGGUCGUCCACCUGGCCACCACUUCUAUUGUCUGGUCUGCUAAUGCUAACUCUCCAGUUUCCCAUUCAGACAACUUUGUGUUUGACAAGGAUGGGAAUGCCUACCUGCAAUCUGGAGGCUCCACUGUUUGGACUGCCAAUAUCUCCGGCAAUGCGGCCACCUCUAUGCAGCUACUGGACUCUGGCAAUCUUUUAGUGCUUGGAAAGGAAAGCUCUUCUCCUCUGUGGCAGAGUUUCAGCUAUCCAACGGAUACACUUCUGUCUGGCCAGAGCUUCAUCGACGGGAUGAAACUGGCGAGCCAUUCCAAUACACAAAACAUGACCUAUACACUACAGAUCAAAUCGGGCGACAUGAUAUUGUAUGCGGGCUUACAGACACCCCAGUCAUACUGGUCUGCGCUGCAGGAUAACAGGACGAUCUUCAACAAGAAUGGCAAUAACAUGUACUCUGCAAACCUCAGUUCACGUUCCUGGUCGUUCUAUGAUCAAUCGGGGCUACUUCUAUCACAGCUUGUCAUUGCACAGCAGGGCGAUGCUAACACCACACUGGCUGCUGUCCUCGGUAAUGAUGGGUUAAUUGUCUUCUAUAUGCUGCAGAGUGGGAAUGGCAGGAGUACUCUCCUCAUCACAAUUCCACAGGACUCAUGUGACAUGCCUGCCCACUGCAAGCCAUACUCCAUUUGCAACAGUGGGACGGGGUGCCAGUGCCCUUCAUCCCUUAGCUCCUAUGCGAACUGCAACCCUGGUGUCAUAUCACCGUGCAACUCGAAGGACAAGUUUCAGCUAGCUCAACUGGAAAGUGGUGUUGGGUAUGUCGGCACUAGCUUCACCUCGCCUGUGGCCAAGACAAACCUCACAGGAUGCCAGAUUGCUUGCAUGGGUAACUGCUCAUGCGUUGCAGUUUUCUUUGACCAAACUUCAGGCAGUUGCUUCCUUUUCAACCAGAUAGGUAGCUUGCAACAGAAAGAUGGAGGUACGAGUGGUUUUGCAUCUUUCAUCAAGGUAUCAAGCAGUUACCGUGGCUCAGGUCAAGGUGGGAGUGACAGUGGCAGUGGUAGGCUCACCAUCAUUAUUGUUGUCAUCGUAGUUGGAACUUUGGCCAUCAUAGGGGUCCUUGUGUAUGUUGGUUUCUGCAUUUACCGAAGGAGGAGAUGCCAUCCACCCUCGCAAGGUUCAUCAGAAGAUGAUGGCUUCCUACAAACGAUACCAGGAGCGCCGAUGCGGCUCACUUACAGGGAUCUCCAGGAUGCAACAAAUAACUUCUCAAGCAAGCUUGGCCAGGGAGGGUUUGGAUCCGUGUAUCUUGGUAAGCUGCCAGAUGGCAGUCGCAUUGCUGUAAAGAAGCUGGAGGGCAUAGGUCAAGGGAAGAAAGAAUUCCGUUCUGAGGUGACCAUCAUUGGCAGCAUCCACCACAUCCAUCUUGUCAAACUCCGAUGCUUUUGUGCUGAGGGCACACACAGGCUUCUUGCAUACGAGUACAUGGCAAAAGGAUCGCUGGAUAGGUGGAUUUUCAAAAAUAAUGAGAAUUCGUCCCUGCUGGACUGGGACACAAGGUUUAACAUUGCACUUGGAAUGGCAAAGGGAUUGGCAUACCUCCAUCAGGACUGUGAGUCAAAGAUCAUUCACUGUGAUAUCAAGCCCGAGAAUGUUCUACUUGAUGAGAACUUCCAUGCAAAGGUGUCUGACUUUGGCCUUGCCAAGUUGAUGACCAGGGAGCAGAGCCAUGUUUUCACGACCCUCAGAGGCACGCGGGGCUACCUUGCACCUGAAUGGAUCACCAACUACGCUAUCUCAGAGAAGAGCGAUGUGUACAGCUACGGGAUGGUUCUGCUUGAGAUAAUCAGCGGGAGGAAGAACUUUGAUCCUGUGGAAACCUCGGAGAAAGCUCACUUCCCCUCGUACGCUUUCAAGAAACUGGAAGAAGGCGAUCUUCGGGAUAUCUAUGAUGUCAAGCUAAAAUACAAUGACAAGGAUGAUCGAGUUGAGACCGCAAUCAAGGUUGCCCUGUGGUGCAUUCAUGAGGAUUUCUAUCAGAGACCAUCCAUGUCGAAGGUCGUCCAAAUGCUGGAAGGCGUGUGUGACGUGCCCCAGCCACCGGUGUCUUCACAAAUUGGACACCGGCUCUACGCAAAUGCCUUCAAAUCGAGUAGCGAAGAGGGCACGUCGUCUGGGAUGUCAGACUACAACAGUGAUGCUUUACUUUCUGCUGUGCGGCUCUCUGGCCCCAGAUGAUAUGAAUUAUAUGUGCAUUGCUGUGUUUUAGUUAGGAUAAUGUUCAAUUUUGGGGGAAGGUCCAUUGAUUUGGUGUUCAUCUGUUCAUGGUCAUGUACAUAUCGGUUGUUGAUAAUUUGAGGUGUUAGUUCCACAUUAUGGAAAAUCUAUACUUCUAUAAAAUGAACGAGUUAUGAUUAAUUUAAAUAAUUUUUUUGUCUUA
Molecule: messenger RNA, 3012 nt
Organism: Phragmites australis (common reed)
Lineage: Eukaryota; Viridiplantae; Streptophyta; Magnoliopsida; Poales; Poaceae
Product: G-type lectin S-receptor-like serine/threonine-protein kinase SD2-5
Exons: 3
Coding region: 273-2810 (845 amino acids)
Biological process (GO): protein phosphorylation
Molecular function (GO): protein serine/threonine kinase activity; ATP binding
Source: RefSeq, a predicted model, not a curated record